Rotaria sp. Silwood2 is the source of this 972-nucleotide messenger RNA. The record is from the annotation of a GenBank genome assembly. NCBI's taxonomy places the organism in Eukaryota, Metazoa, Rotifera, Eurotatoria, Philodinida, Philodinidae.
AUGUCUUCAACUAUUCCAAAAGAACCAUUUCUUAAACAACAUUACCAGAACUUAGUAACAAUGAAUGAUUCAUCAAUUACAUUAAUAAAACCAUCCAAUGCACGUUCUGAAUUAUGGUCCAAUUUCUCUCAAUUAUAUCAUUUAAAUAUUGCACAAAAUUACGUCGUUUGUCAUGAAUGUCGUGUUGUAUUAAAAUGGACUAGUGAAACAGGUACAAAAGUGAUGAAGAACCACAAUUGUGGGAAAAAAUUCACACCAAAAAUAUCAACAACACCUUCACGUCAACGUACAAUAUCUUCUUAUUUACCACCAGCUGAAGAUAAUUAUGCAACAAUUAAAGAACGUAUAGUUGAAGCAUGUGCUGAGUUUUGUGCACUUGAUAACAAACCAUUUGAUAUCGUGGCUGGUGAAGGUUUUGUUAAUUUGACAAAGCAGCUUAUGAAUGCUGGUGCACUUAUUGGAACUGGAUUUUCUAUCAAUGAUAUAUUACCACAUCCAACUACUGUUUCUCGUAAUGUAAUUCGAAUUUAUAAUAAACUUAAAGGACAACUUGUUGUUUUAUGUGAAAAUGUUCAACAUUUUACUCUUACUUGUGAUUUUUGGACAGAGAGUCUUACAGGAGUGCACUAUGGUGGAAUUAGCUUACAUUUUGUUGAUGUUAAUUACAAUCUACAAAUGUUUAUUUUAGCGUGUAAAUUAUACGAUUUACCAAAUCAGAAAGCUUGCAAUAUUCGAGAUUUUGUGAAUGGAAUAGCAGCUGAAUUUGGUCUUAAAAUUACUGAAGAUACUUUCAUAGUGUCUGACAAUGAGCCCAAAAUGGUUUGUGCAUUCAAAGAAGGUACAACAAGAAUAGGCUGUAGUUCUCACUACAUUAACAAAGUUAUUCAACAUGCAUUUGAAUUACAAGAUGCUCUUUGUGCUGGUGUUCAAGUCUUAUUUACAAUUGUUCGUGAUAUUAUUACUUAUAUUUGA